AGGAGAGAUCAGCAAGAUUAAGUCAAAAAGGAAACGUUAACUUGUGUACCAUUCUGGAUUCAGGGACAAUGCUAGAGCACAGAGGAUCAAGAGAGCAGCGACAGCACUGUGCUGGCCAGAAGGCAGGCACCGAAUCAGAUAUUCCCCACUUGUAAUCAAAAUGUACCGAAAAGGGAUUUCCCACAGCAACGUUCAUCAUCGAGCUGUAGUCGGAUGUGUCAGAUCGCCAGCAAAAGCUCUCCAGAACAUUUUUUUUCCAGCCAGCCAGCUUUAAAGAUGCUACAGCAGCACCUUGUGAAAACACCGGCACCCGGACUCCACUAUCUCCUUGGUUUAAGAACAGUUUUAACUUUCAGCUGCCUGCCAGUUCUCACGGGGAGAGCCCUUUCAGUAACCACUGAAACACCAAUGCUGAACCAGAGAUUUUGUUUUGAUUUUCACAUAUUCUCACUGCAGUUUAACAGAGAGGAUUCACGAGAUGGAGGGGAAAAUAUGUCAGUAACGUGUCUGCGUGUCCAACACAUCAAGCUAAUCCCCACUUUCUCUGACAGAUAUCUGCUGUUAUUAAUUGUUUUGAUCUCUCCCUUUUUCCCCAAAAAACGAUAAACUCCCAUACACGGCAAAGCAAUAAGCGGUCGCUCUCGCUGUAAUGCCAUUACUGACUGUUCUCAAUACGCUUUUCAAUAACACCAGAAUUAAAGGGGCGAAAUUGUCACAGAAAACCAAAUGUCACCAAAUGUCUGACAUAACCCCUUAUUUGUAAACAAAACAGCCUGCUGCAUAAAAUGUUUCCGAAAUACCAAUGGCCCUCCUGCAAUUUUGUACUAUAAGUCCUAACUAAAUUUGGCGUAGGUGAUAAAUGUGCAAGCUGGCCUGUAUGGCAGAGAUUGUAAUUCUGGUCCUUGAAUCAAAGUCUCCUAAACGCUAUUUAAAAUUAUUGCUGGAAAGGCAUUUUCUCAUCUGCCCUUGUCUGCUUUGCUUCUUUCCGUACAGAGCCAAAUGUACAUUUUUCUUCAUUUUCUUUCCCUAAGAAUAUUUCUUAUUUUUGUCAAUCUCUGAAUGGAUUUUUUUGCGUAGUCGGUGCCUUCAUUUGUUACCCCAGAUGAUUUUCAAACAUGCCUCCAGGGCCCAUUCAGAACCCUGUAAUAUUUCAGAAACAAGAUUUUUCGCUGUAUUUGUCAACAUUUUACAUAUAGUCAAUUUUGGAAGCAUUACAAAAGCCGGCGAUUAAUUGAAUGCCAAAUACAAGUACAAGCCCACCCCAGAUUUCCCAUCUACAGCCUAUUAAAAAAACAAUAACCCCCCAAAAUGUGCACUAAGAAAACCUUUCACAUGUUAGUAACGCACAACUUCUUUAUAAACUGUGGUGACAGUGACAGAAAAAGAACAGUACGGUGUUGCUGCACCGAUCCACAUCACUUGCAUUGUGUGAGAUUGUGUUUGCGCCCAUAAAUUUUGUAUGUGAAUAUAACAAGCAUAUGUAUAAUGCAACAGAUCCCAUAGAUACUGUAAAUGCGUAUGUGGGAGAGUAGAUAAAGAAGAUGAGUGGGCAGCAUACAGGAUUGAAAGAGAUUUAUUUUGUGGACAAAUGAUAUAUAGAUGCCAUGGGAAGACAGAGAGAGAAAAAAAUGAACUGAGCGACAGAGCGAUGAAGGAAAGGAGAGAUCGGCAGAGAGACAGGAGAGAGCUAAUUUGCAAAGUGAUGGUGUUAUGGUCAGAUGUGCAAAGUUCACACAAGCACAGCAGUUGCCUGGAUAAACCGCUGGAAAGCUACACUGACAGGAUUCAGUGACACAUAACUGCAGCGGCUGGACAGGACUGAGAUGGCUGGUACCACGGGGAUGGAUGGCACAGUUAGCAAACGAACUGACCGACAGAGAGAACACAGGCACACUUGGUAGGAGCCUGCACGCUCUGGACACACAGACAAGGCCAACACUAUGAAUGAAAGCUAAAUAAAUGGGAAAUGAACAGAAAGGGAGGAUGGGCGAAUGUGAGCCUCGACAGACAGAUGCACUCGGUGAACCAGAUGAACGUGCAGGGCAGAUAGACGAGGCAAGGGACGCAAGAGAUGGAACGGGACAGGCAAAGGAGGGACAGCGGGACACGCAGGGACGGAGGCAAGCCCCGCUGCAGCUGGAAGGACCGCCGGAGGGGAGCCGGGGGCACGGGGGCUGCGGAGGGACGGAGGAAUGCGGCGAGGGGAGCUGCAGGGGCGCAACCUGGGGAGAAGCCCGGGCACAGGGGCACACACCGGGAGGGCGGGAAGGAGCAAGCAGAGCUCGGGCAAGAUGCUGCGGGGCAGAGAGCGAACGAGGCAGAGGGCGUGCAGGGUCCGGAGCCCGGCGGGGAUGCUGCGGCGGAGCCGCGAAUCGGCGCGAUCCCAGGAGAAGCCGCACGGAUCCAGGCGGUCAGAGCAGCUCUUCGGCUCGCUGCCUCGCUCGCUCCUUUUAAACAAUAUCUCCCUUUGGAAGGUCUCGGGAAGCGGCUCGCUCUUCGCUUAUCUUGCUCGGAUCUUCUCCUGCUAAUUUCCCCCCCGCUGCAAAAUCACGACAUUGUGGCACUUUCUACUGAAACUUUUAUACAGGAGUUAAAACCACGUGGGAACUCCAACCUAUAACAGAGACGCCAUGGGUUCCUCACUAUUUAGAACAUUAAGUUAAGUCUUUUGCCCCCUGGGCUAUUACAGUAACUUCCUGAUGUGGAAAU
Messenger RNA from Cuculus canorus (common cuckoo), 2709 nucleotides. Its product is annotated as splicing factor, arginine/serine-rich 19-like. The transcript has 3 exons. NCBI's taxonomy places the organism in Eukaryota, Metazoa, Chordata, Aves, Cuculiformes, Cuculidae. The record is from RefSeq and is a predicted model, not a curated record. The coding region runs from base 2072 to 2620 and encodes 182 amino acids.